Messenger RNA from Trichomonas vaginalis G3, 531 nucleotides. Its product is annotated as surface antigen family. The transcript has a single exon. NCBI's taxonomy places the organism in Eukaryota, Parabasalia, Trichomonadida, Trichomonadidae. The coding region runs from base 1 to 531 and encodes 176 amino acids. The record is from RefSeq and is a predicted model, not a curated record.
AUGAGUAUUACAAUUCCUAAAUCAGUUAAAAAAAUCGAAGCAAAAGCAUUUGAAAAUUCUAAUCUUGCGAAUAUUUAUUUCACAGAAGAUUCUCAAAUCAAUUAUAUAGAGAAAGAUGCAUUUAGAAAUUGUUCAAAAAUAAGCUCAUUUAGUUAUUCAUUUCCUUAUUUAAAAACAUUAGGAAUGUCAUCAUUUAAAGAUUGCAUUAAUUUAGAAAAUUUUACAUUUUCAUCACCAAAUUUGACUGUUAUGAGUAAUGCAUUUGAGAAUUGCAUUAAAUUAAAGAAAGUUAGUAAUAUUUUGAGUAUUCCAGAUAAUUGUUUUUGUGGAUGUACUAAUUUAGAAGAAGUUACAAUUCAUGAAGGUGCAGAAUCAAUUGGGAUUAAAUCAUUUGAGAGUUGUUCUUCAUUAAAAAGUAUUAAUAUUCCACAAUCUAUUAAAAUUAUUUCAGAAUAUUCAUUUCUUAAUUGUAAGAAAAUAAGUUCAAUUAUAUUCAAUGAAACAAAUUCACUUGAUAUUUUUUUCAAUUAA